This is a messenger RNA of Papilio polytes (common Mormon), 3096 nucleotides long. It is a transcript of the gene Dis3, whose product is annotated as exosome complex exonuclease RRP44. The transcript is spliced from 15 exons. The coding region runs from base 134 to 3061 and encodes 975 amino acids. Gene Ontology annotation, biological process: rRNA catabolic process. Gene Ontology annotation, cellular component: cytoplasmic exosome (RNase complex); nuclear exosome (RNase complex). Lineage: Eukaryota; Metazoa; Arthropoda; Insecta; Lepidoptera; Papilionidae. Gene Ontology annotation, molecular function: 3'-5'-RNA exonuclease activity; endonuclease activity; RNA binding. The record is from RefSeq and is a predicted model, not a curated record.
UCAAAUCAAUCAUUCUAAACGUGUCAAAACAAAAUAAAACAGAGCUUUUUGCCGACAAAGUAGAAUGAUUAAUUAUUGGUAAACUUAAACUUAUCAAUAGUUUUCAAGGUGGUAAAUCUACAUUUUUAACAUCAUGAUGUGGACAACUAAAACUUUUUUAACAAAGACAAAACGCGGUAACAUUUUAAAAAUUGUUAGGGAGCACUAUUUACGCGACGAUUUAUUAUGUGGCUCAUCUGCUUGCAACCAUUGCCCACAUAAAGAAAAUGAAUACGUGUUAGAAGCUAAGCCUCAGUCUAUCUGCGCUCUCUUUGAUUACGACCAUUAUCUUGUAUUGGACACCAAUGUGGUAUUACAUCAAAUAGACAUUCUCGAGGAGGAGGCUUUGAAGAAUGUUAUCAUUUUGCAAACAGUACUGGAAGAAGUUAAGCAUCAAAAUACAGCUAUAUUUCAAAGAUUAUUAGAGAUUAUUGGUAACAAAAAGAGGAGAUUUUAUUCUUUUGUGAAUGAACACCAUAAAGAUACUUAUGUUGAAAGAAAACCCGGUGAGAAACAGAAUGAUAGAAAUGACCGAGCUAUACGUAAGGCAGCGUCUUGGUAUGCAUCUCAUUUGAGUGUAAAUAAUUUGAAGGGACAGAUUCCACAGAUUGUGUUACUAACAGAUGAUGAGAAUAAUAGAAAGAUUGCUCAAGAUGAAGGCAUUGUGUGUUGUUCAGUUAAAGAUUACAUAGAAAAUGUUAAUGGAUUUGUGGGACUUAUUGACAAAUUAUCGAAAAACGUUAUGCCAGAAAGCUGUUCGAAAGAUGCUUUGUAUCCCGCACAUUUGACUCCGAGUCAGGUUCAUGCAGGCAUUAGGAAUGGAAAGUUGUAUCAGGGAACUUUUUACGCCUCACGAGAUAAUUAUUUAGAAGGUUCAGCUGUCAUAAGUUGCUUUGAAAAGCCGAUUCUUUUACAAGGUCAUAUUGGUAUUAACCGAGCAGUUGACGGCGACAUUGUUGCUAUAGAAGUAUUACCGAAGGAGGAAUGGCGGAAGCCCAGCGAUAUAGUUUUAGAAGACAAAGCAGAUGACCAAGGGGAUCUUCUAGAGGAAGAGUCAGAAUUACUGCCAACUGUGAAACCAAAGGAUAAAAGUGAUGAAGAAAUAACACCAACAGGAAAAGUUGUAGGAAUAAUAAGAAGGAAAUGGAGGCAAUAUUGCGGGAUAUUAAAACCUAGCAAAUUUUCAGGAGCAACACGCCAUUUAUUUACUCCAGCUGAGAGGAAGAUUCCUCAUGUACGUAUAGAGACACGUCAAAGUGACGUACUAGCCUCGCAAAGGAUACUUGUAGCUCUCGACUCUUGGCCUAGAAACAGUCGAUAUCCUUUAGGACAUUUUGUUCGCUCUUUAGGACCUAUUGGUGACAAGAAUGCAGAGAAUGAGGUAAUUUUACUGGAACAUGACAUACCUCAUGCUCGGUUCAGUGAGUCAGUGCUGGCCUGUUUGCCACCUGAAGACUGGACCAUACCGGAGGAAGAGAUAAAGAAGCGCGUAGACCUGCGUUCAGUGUGCAUAUGCUCCGUGGACCCGCCCGGCUGCACGGACAUCGACGACGCGCUGCACGCGCGCGCGCUGCCCGGCGCCGCAACCGUCUACGAGGUGGGCGUGCACAUCGCUGACGUCACCUACUUCGUGCGCCCGCACACCGCGCUCGAUACCGAAGCCGCUUCCAGAUCCACUACUGUAUAUCUAGUGGAUAAAAGAAUCGAUAUGGUGCCUGAUCUUCUAAGUUCCAACCUGUGUUCUCUGCGCGGCGGCGAGGAGCGGCUGGCCUUCUCCUGCGUCUGGCACAUCGAUGAGAACGCCAACAUUCUCUCAACUAAGUUCCACAAAAGUGUUAUAAAGUCUCGUGCAGCGAUGACGUACGAGGAGGCGCAGCUGGUGAUAGACGACGAGUCCCGCGAGGACGAGGUGGCCACCUCGCUGCGCACGCUCAACGCGCUCGCCAAGAGACUGAAGCAGAAGAGGCUGGACAACGGCGCCUUACUGCUCGCCUCGCCCGAGAUACGCUUCCAGGUGGAUUCGGAGACGCACGACCCCGUGGAGGUGCAGGCUAAGAAGAUGCUGGAGACCAACUCUUUGGUGGAGGAGUUCAUGUUGCUGGCCAACGUGAGCGUGGCGGAGCGCCUCGCGCGCGACUUCCCGCAGUGCGCGCUGCUGCGCCGCCACCCCGCGCCGCCGCCCGCGCACUUCCACACCUUUCUCAAGGCCGCCAAGCAACAGGGCUUCGAAAUAGAUAUAUCAACGAACAAAUCAUUGUCAGCGUCCUUAGACCGCGCAGUGAUACCGUCUCGUCCGUUCUUCAACACGCUGCUGCGUAUAAUGGCGACGCGCUGCAUGCAGCAGGCCGUGUACUUCGCCAGCGGCGAGCGCUCGCACGACGACUUCUACCACUACGGCCUCGCCUGCCCCAUAUACACGCAUUUUACAUCUCCUAUACGAAGAUACGCGGACGUGAUGGUGCACCGGCUGCUGGCGGCGAGCGCGGGCGCGGAGGCGACGCACGCGGCGCUGCUGGACGCGCGCGUGGCCGCCGCGCUCUGCCACAACCUCAACUACCGCCACCGCCAGGCGCAGCUCGCCGGCCGCGCCUCCGUCGCACUCAACACGCACAUAUUAUUCAAGAACCGUGUUGAGAUAGAAUCAGCGAUGGUGUUAGCGGUGAAGAGGAACGCCCUACAAGUGCUCAUACCUAAGUACGGCUUGGAGGGACCGAUCUACUUGCCCUCGGAUAAGUUCAUGUACAAUGAGGAGGAACAUAUACAAGUUUGUGGUGAUAUAGUGUUAAAAACGUUCGAUGAAUUAACGGUGCGGCUUACACUGGACAGCAGCAACCUACAGCACAGGAAGCUGGUGUUCCAGCUGGUGCGCCCCUGUGUACCCGGCUUUAGCUACCAACCUGAUGAUGCACAAAUGGACGUAGAAGUCCUAGAUGUGGAGACAACAGAAGUUAAAAAAUCUCUCAAAACCCCCAAUAAACGGAAAAAUACUGAUUCAACGAAAAAGAAGAAACUCAAGAAGUAAUAUGUAUAGCGUGUAAAUAUAUGUUUUUUAACUAA